Zychaea mexicana is the source of this 323-nucleotide messenger RNA. RefSeq lists its product as uncharacterized. The record is from RefSeq and is a predicted model, not a curated record. Lineage: Eukaryota; Fungi; Mucoromycota; Mucoromycetes; Mucorales; Lichtheimiaceae. The coding region runs from base 74 to 280 and encodes 68 amino acids. The transcript is spliced from 2 exons.
AAUCCUUUGAAGGAGGGCUUAAACCUUCCAUCACCAUAUGCUACAGUAAAUUGUCUUCCACUCUGAAUCCUGCAUGUGCGCGGCGCGGUCGGCAAAAAUCGGCGGCGGCCUUAUUGAAGAAAGGGAGAGGUACCUUGAAGUAACCAUAUUAGCUUUUGCGACUUAUCAAAGAAGUACUCAUACACAGAAAGAUACUUACAUCGUCACGGUGAUCCAACCCUAUCCAUCUGUUGGCAAGAUUCUCCAAUGCGCUUUUGCGCGCAGAAAAAAGAGUGAGUAACGUUUCCCGGUGAAAGAAAUGUUUGUUGAAUUGUUCAUGGACG